UUUUUGCAGUCGCAAAAGAAUAUUUUGUCUUAUAAUUGUUAAUGUCAAGUGUUGACUAAAAGGAUGUUUCAUUAUAAACUAAAUACACUAACGUUAAAAUAUUGUAUUUUAUUGUGGAAUUCCAUGAAUUUAAGAAGUUUUUCCAUAAAACCUGUUUGUCUGUGUAGAUCCUGGCCUGGAAGGUGGUGAGCACUCAGAAGAUGAGUGAAUUUGAAGAGGAGAUGCUCAUCCAGGAAAUCAACCUUCUGAGGGAGCUCCAGCACCCAAACAUCGUAAAGUGUUACGAUCACUUCAUAGACCACCAGAACAAAACGGUCUACAUAGUGAUGGAGUACUGUGAGGGUGGAAGUCUGGACAGUGUGAUCAAAGACUGCACCAAGCAAAAGAGUUUCCUGUCUGAGGAAUACAUUCUUCGGGUUUUGGUGCAGCUUACGUCGGCCCUGAAGCUCUGCCACAGACGCCCUGAUGGCAGCAUUGUUCUUCACCAGGACCUUAAACCAGCCAAUGUUUUCUUGGACAAGGACUUCAGUGUCAAGCUGGGUGACUUUGGGCUGGCACACAUCCUCCCCAGCAGGAAUGAUUACAUCAAGGCAUAUGAUGGGACCGUGAAGUACAUGUGUCCAGUGAGUCAUUUUUCUUGUCUGUUUCUUUUUGAACUUCCUUCUUGUCAGGAGAAGUUCUCAGAGAUUUUGAGGCUUCCAUUUAAUGCUUCCAUAGGAAAGCCUCUGCAGGACUGUGUCAACUGCGUGGAGUUCGAACGAAUCCCGGCCCAGUACUCCGACCAGCUGAACGCCCUGAUCGGGGACAUGCUGCAAGUCGUGUGUGCACAACAGCAGCGACCCAAAUCAGUGAUGUCAUACCCGCUGGCCGAACACCCAUAUGAGAUUGUGUCCAGUGAUAUCUUGGAGUAUGAGGGACUGCACUACAUCGUGGCUGUUGAUCAUUACAGUGAUUCCAUUGAAACUUAA
Molecule: messenger RNA, 968 nt
Organism: Thalassophryne amazonica
Lineage: Eukaryota; Metazoa; Chordata; Actinopteri; Batrachoidiformes; Batrachoididae
Product: serine/threonine-protein kinase Nek2-like
Exons: 4
Coding region: 201-968 (255 amino acids)
Biological process (GO): protein phosphorylation; chromosome segregation
Cellular component (GO): centrosome; nucleus; cytoplasm
Molecular function (GO): protein kinase activity; ATP binding
Source: RefSeq, a predicted model, not a curated record